AUGUCGGAAGAGCCCAAGCCCCUCCCCUUUGUCUACCAGUUCAUCGCUGGUGCCGUUGCUGGUGUCUCCGAGAUUCUUGUCAUGUACCCAUUGGAUGUCGUAAAGACACGAAUCCAGCUUCAGAGCUCGACCGCUACCGGUGAAGAGGCCUACAACAGCAUGGUCGACUGCUUCCGCAAGAUUGUUCGCAACGAAGGUUUCUCGAGGCUGUACAGAGGUAUCGAGGCUCCCAUCCUCAUGGAAGCCCCCAAGAGGUUGUUCGCUGCAAACGACGAGUGGGGCAAGUUCUACCGCAAUCUCUUCGGCGUACCCAAGAUGACCCAAGGUCUCUCCGUACUGACCGGCGCUACCGCUGGUGCCACCGAGGCUUUCGUCGUCGUCCCUUUCGAGUUGGUCAAGAUCCACUGCGUGCGCAAGGUCGUUCAGCAGGAAGGUGUUCUCACCCUGUACCAAGGUCUGGAGAGCACCAUGUGGAGACACAUACUGUGGAACGCUGGUUACUUUGGCUGCAUUUUCCAGGUUCGCGAACUUCUUCCCAAGGCCGACAACAAGAAGUCUCAGAUCUUGAAUGACCUGACUUCGGGUGCUGUUGGUGGUACAGUCGGUACAAUCCUAAACACACCCAUGGAUGUCGUCAAGAGCAGAAUCCAAAACUCCCCGAGAGUCCCUGGAGGUGUGCCCAAGUACAACUGGGCCUGGCCUGCUCUCGGUACGGUGUACAAGGAGGAAGGAUUCAGCGCUUUGUACAAGGGCUUCUUGCCCAAGGUCUUGAGACUGGGUCCUGGAGGUGGUAUUCUGCUUGUCGUCUUCACCGGUGUGAUGGACUUUUUCAGAAAGAUGAAGGCAGAGGUCUAG
Molecule: messenger RNA, 855 nt
Organism: Aureobasidium uvarum
Lineage: Eukaryota; Fungi; Ascomycota; Dothideomycetes; Dothideales; Saccotheciaceae
Source: the annotation of a GenBank genome assembly